UGAGAGCGAAACUAAGACCCAAAUUGGAAGCGAUGGCUACGUCAGCGGAAUUCGUUGUCGAGGCUGACUUUAUUUAAAGAUAUCAAAACGAUUCGUUCGAUGCUGAUUUCGAAAACCUGUACGCCACCAGGUAAGACGGGAACAUGUUUAGCUUGAUAUCGCGGCACUCGCGUAAAAGUUUCAGAACCGGCCAAUCAGAUGUGCAAGUUAACUAUAGGCAGGGCGCUUAUAUAUAUCUAUAUAUAGUUAUAUAUAUACGCGCCCUGACUAUAGGUGUACAAAAAAGCGCACAAUUUUAAAAUUUCCGCUGAACUGAAAAUUACGCAAAUUUUGUGACAACUUUAUGUUACUAUGAGUAUAUAGUUUGAGCUCUCCUGGUAUCUCUAUGACAAUAUUAGUCUGAAAAGUAAAUAUAUAAGAGUAUACAUGGUAGAAAAGUAAAAAUAUAAGAGUUACAACGCAAUUUUAAUUCAUAGGGUGCAAAUUUGUAUUUAUAAACCAUGAAAGUAGUAAACAAGUUAAUGUACGUUAUGUCUUACGCGCGAUAUCUAAAACUUGGACUUUCUUGCCAACCAAAAUUGUGUUUCAAAUCUUUCAUUUUUGUGCGCUAUAGCCAUUCAUAUUAAGUGGUUUGGAAAAACAGCCCUGCAUGGUGCCGGGUGCGCACACGAAAAUUUGCUUAUUUUAUUCAGAAUAAUUUUGUGAUAGAGAUAGCUACCAGAAGACAUCAAACUACCCAUAAAGUUGCUCAAUUUGCUUUGAACUGCCUUUGCCAGUGUAUGUACUGCCUACUGAUAUAUUUUUGUUAUUUUUUUCAAAAGUGGAACGAUGCGUAUGUCGUUCGACAACUUCAAAAACCUAUUUGAUAAAACCUGGACAAUCCAAAGCGACGGCAACUUGGCCUGUGCCACAAUACUCUUGCGGUACAAGAACGAGGGAAACGACGAUGGUUGAACCAAACGUGAAGUCACCUCAUGCAUUCCCUCGUGGUGAUCAUAUUAUCAAGUAUACGUUUAGGUUUGAAGGUGGUGUAGACGUCGUAUGUCCAGUGACAAUAAUUGUAAAAGGUGAGGAUUAUAACUGAGAAAUUCCGAACAAAAAUUAUAUAUACAAGUUAGACCUGAGCAGCUGCAAAAAAUGAAACCAUAAGCCCGGCCCUCAUGCGAUUUCGGUCUCCAUACAUUACCAUAUCAUUAUACCAUUCCAUACCAUACCAUACCAUACCAUACCAUACCAUACCAUACCAUACCAUACCAUACCAUACCAUACCAUACCAUACCAUACCAUACCAUACCAUACCAUACCAUACCAUUGUAAAUUUAUAUAUUGUAUUACUCCGAACACAUGUACAAUAAUAGUCUUAGUCUUCAAGUUAAUUAUUAAGCCCGAAGGUCCAUGCCUAAUAGCCUGCAAACAGGCUUGCAAUUUACGAGUAUCUAUUUCAAUGUAACUAUAAAUGUCAAUAUAUCACACCAUACCACACCAUACCAUACCAUACCAUACCAUACCAUACCAUACCAUACCAUACCAUACCAUACAGAAUUAAUUAAUUUCUCUAUGGGUUUACAGGAAAGAUGUGUGGUGAGAAUGCUUUCGAUUCAUGCAAACAAGAUUGCUGUUGUGGCACAAUUCAUGAUCAUAUGCCUGGGUUCAAGUGCUGUGGUCCAAAGUACUACAAUCCAGCUGAUUAUAAAUGCUGUGAUUAUGCUCAUCUCGUUUCCAGCCAAUCCUGUCCGAUCUAUUAACUUUCGUUUACCUACCAUAAAUUUCAGUGCAGUUAUGCACUGUAGUUUAGAAGCCCUAAAUACAUAUUACAUUACGGCCUAGAGGCUAGAACUUCAACUAUAUAUAUUGUAUACUUUUAAAGUUAACAUAAAAUAAAGGGACUGAAACUGAAUAAUUUUUUGAGGUGAUCAUGCCAUCCAGGUGAUCUUGAUACGCGGAAAAGUACUG
This is a messenger RNA of Paramuricea clavata, 1953 nucleotides long. The record is from the annotation of a GenBank genome assembly. Lineage: Eukaryota; Metazoa; Cnidaria; Anthozoa; Malacalcyonacea; Plexauridae.